CUGUGGGAACCGCAGGGGGUCUGCAGGGGGAGGAGGAUUCACGUUCAACUGGAAUCUGCCACACUUUGGAGAAACAACCGGGUCAGAACCAGAACCGACAUCUGAAGGAACCAGAACCGACCAGAACCAACUGACCCAAAACCAUCCGACCCAGAUGGUCCAGAACCAUCUGAUCCGGAACCAUCUGACACAGAACCAUCCGAUCCAGAACCAUCCGACCCAGAACCAUCCGACCCAGAUGGUCCAGAACCAUCUGAUCCGGAACCAUCCGACCCAGAACCAUCUGACCCAGAACUAUCUGAUCCAGAACCAUCUGAUCCAGAACCAUCCGACCCAGAACCAUCUGACCCAGAACUAUCUGAUCCAGAACCAUCUGAUCCAGAACCAUCCGACCCAGAACCAUCUGAUCCAGAACCAUCCGAUCCGGAACCAUCUGACCCAGAACCAUCUGAUCCAGAUGGUCCAGAACCAUCCGAUCCAGAACCAUCUGAUCCAGAACCAUCCGACCCAGAACCAUCCGAUCCAGAACCAUCAGACCCAGAACCAUCUGAUCCAGAACCAUCCGAUCCAGAACCAUCCGAUCCAAGACUUUAGUUUAAAUCAGAAUCAAGUCAUCUUGAUCCAGAGGUUCUGAAGUAGAUGUUUAAUAACCUUUGGUUCUGAUCUGUUGGUUCUGAUUUGUUGGUUCUGAUUUGUUGGUUCUGAUCUGUUGGUUCUGAUUUGUUGGUUCUGAUCUGUUGGUUCUGAUUU
Molecule: messenger RNA, 750 nt
Organism: Poecilia reticulata (guppy)
Lineage: Eukaryota; Metazoa; Chordata; Actinopteri; Cyprinodontiformes; Poeciliidae
Source: RefSeq, a predicted model, not a curated record